Molecule: messenger RNA, 2970 nt
Organism: Saccharomyces mikatae IFO 1815
Lineage: Eukaryota; Fungi; Ascomycota; Saccharomycetes; Saccharomycetales; Saccharomycetaceae
Gene: CYM1
Product: pitrilysin family metalloprotease
Exons: 1
Coding region: 1-2970 (989 amino acids)
Biological process (GO): protein processing
Cellular component (GO): mitochondrial matrix
Molecular function (GO): metal ion binding
Source: RefSeq, a predicted model, not a curated record
AUGUUGCGUUUCCAGCGGUUUGCGUCUUCAUAUGCACAAGCUCAAGCGGUUAGAAAAUAUCCAGUUGGUGGUAUAUUACAUGGCUAUGAAGUGAGAAGAAUACUGCCGGUUCCGGAGCUGAGGCUCACAGCCGUGGAUCUAGUACAUUCACAGACGGGGGCUGAGCAUUUGCAUAUUGACAGGGAUGAUAAGAACAAUGUAUUUAGCAUUGCAUUUAAGACCAAUCCUCCUGAUGCUACUGGUGUGCCUCAUAUCCUGGAGCAUACAACGUUGUGCGGAUCUGUGAAAUAUCCAGUUAGAGACCCCUUUUUUAAGAUGCUAAAUAAAUCUUUAGCUAAUUUUAUGAACGCUAUGACGGGUCCAGAUUAUACAUUUUUCCCCUUCUCCACAACAAAUCCUCAGGACUUCGCAAAUUUGAGAGGUGUUUAUCUAGAUUCCACUUUGAAUCCAUUGCUUAAGCAAGAAGAUUUUGAUCAAGAGGGUUGGAGGUUAGAACAUGAAAACAUUACAGAGCCGGAGAGCAACAUUGUUUUCAAAGGCGUUGUUUAUAAUGAAAUGAAAGGUCAAAUAUCUAAUGCCAAUUAUUAUUUCUGGAGCAAAUUUCAACAGUCCAUUUAUCCCUCUCUGAACAACUCUGGUGGAGACCCUAUGAAAAUCACAGACUUAAAAUAUAGCGAUCUCUUGGAUUUCCACCAUAGUAAUUACCAUCCUUCCAACGCAAAAACUUUCACAUAUGGUAAUUUACCAUUAGUGGAUACAUUGAAACAUUUAAACGAGCAGUUUUCUGGGUAUGGGAAAAGGAGAAGUAAGGAUAAGUUGUUACUUCCCAUCGUUUUAGACAAAAAUGUUGAUGUCAAGCUAGCAGGUCAAGUUGAUACCAUGCUUCCACCAGAAAAACAGAUGAAAUCCUCGAUGACAUGGAUAUGUGGAAGACCACAGGAUAUAUAUGAUACUUUUUUGCUGAAAGUGUUGGGGAAUCUGUUAAUGGAAGGUCACUCUUCUAUAAUGUAUCAAAAAUUAAUUGAAUCGGAAAUUGGUCUUGAAUUCUCGGUGAAUUCAGGUGUUGAGCCAACUGCAGCAGUGAACCUGUUAACCGUGGGUAUUCAAGGUGUAAGCAAUCUUGCAAGAUUCAAAGACACUGUAAAUGGUAUUUUUCAUGACCUGUUAGAAGCAGAACAUCCGUUUGACCGCAAGCGUUUUGAUGCUAUAAUUCAGCAAUUGGAAUUAUCUAAGAAGGAUCAAAAGGCGGAUUUUGGGCUUCAGUUACUGUAUUCCAUAUUACCUGGUUGGACAAACAAAAUUGAUCCCUUUGAUAGCCUGCUGUUUGAGGAAGUUUUGCAAAAAUUUAGAGAUGAUUUAGAAACUAAGGGUGACACUUUAUUUAAAAAUUUAAUUCGCAAGUACAUUGUGGAGAAACCGUGUUUUACCUUUUCUAUCCAAGGCUCCAAAGACUUUUCCAAGUCCUUGGAAGAUGAAGAGAAAACAAGACUAAAGAAAAAAAUUGCUACCCUAGAUGAACAAGACAAGAAGAAUAUUUUUAAACGUGGUGUACUAUUACAAGAGAAACAAAAUGAAAAAGAGGAUUUGUCGUGUUUACCCACCUUAAAAAUAAAAGACAUUCCAAGGAUGGGCGACGAAUAUUCCAUUCAAAAGAAAAAUAUAACAAUGUCUAGGGUCACUGAUACCAAUGGUAUUACAUAUAUCAGAGGUAAACGUUUGUUAAAUGACAUCAUUCCAUAUGAGCUCUUCCCAUAUUUACCACUGUUUGCUGAAUCGUUGACUAGCCUAGGAACAACGAAAGAACCUUUCAGUGAAAUAGAAGAUCAAAUAAAAUUGCAUACAGGCGGUAUAUCGACACAUGUGGAAGUCACAUCAGAUCCUAAUACUACUGAACCUCACUUGAUUUUUGGGUUUGACGGGUGGUCUUUAAAUUCCAAAAGCGAUCACAUUUUUGAGUUUUGGUCAAAACUCUUAUUAGAAACUGAUUUCCAAAAAAACAGUGAUAAAUUAAAGGUUCUGAUUCGCCUGUUAGCAUCUUCAAACACAUCUUCCGUGGCUGAUUCUGGCCAUGCAUUUGCGAGAGGUUAUUCUGCGGCCCAUUACAGAUCAAGCAGAGCUAUAAAUGAAACUCUGAAUGGUAUUGAACAAUUACAGUUUAUAAAUAAAAUGCACAACCUACUUGAUGAUGAAGAAACUUUCCAAAGAGAAAUAGUGGACAAGUUAACUGAAUUACAAAAGUAUAUUGUUGAUGCUAAAGACAUGAAGUUUUUUAUCACUACAGACUCUGAUGUUCAAGCGAAAAUAGUGGAAAGCCAGAUUUCGAAAUUCAUGCAGAAGUUACCUCAUAGUGACAGUUCGCUAAUCGGUCCAAAGACAUCCAACUAUCCUCUUAUUGAAUCAAAAGGUAAACCUACACUAAUCAAGUUCCCUUUCCAAGUUCAUUAUACAUCCCAGACCUUAUUAGGUGUGCCGUACACACAUAAGGACGGUGCUGCAUUGCAAGUUAUGUCUAAUAUGCUGACAUUCAAACAUCUACACAGAGAGGUGAGAGAGAAGGGCGGCGCAUAUGGCGGCGGAGCCUCCUAUAGUGCUUUAGCGGGUGUUUUUAGUUUCUAUUCUUACAGGGAUCCUCAACCUUUGAAUAGCCUAGAAACUUUCAAGAAUAGUGGACAGUAUAUACUGAACGAUGCUAAGUGGGGUGCGACGGACCUUGACGAAGCCAAGCUGACAAUAUUUCAGCAAGUAGAUGCACCUACAAGCCCUAAAGGUGAAGGUGUGAUGUACUUUAUGUCCGAUGUUACAGAUGAUAUGAAGCAAGUAAGAAGGGAGCAACUUUUGGACGUAUCUCUCCUAGACGUUCAUAGAGUCGCAGAAAAAUAUCUUUUAAACAAAAGAGGAGUGAGCACUGUAAUUGGACCUGGAAUCGAGGGCGUGACUGUCUCACCUAGUUGGGAGGUCAAGGAACUGUAG